AUGAAACCUAACCCCAUUUCAAGAUCCUUAGUCACAAGAAAGAGAAGAAACCAAGAGUCCAACUUCUACAAAUACUUAAAGCCUGGUGCACUUGCUCAACUCAGGGAUUCCAAGAUCAACUCACUAUCUCGGUUAUCUGUCCACCAAUUCGACUCAAUCCCUUCAACCCCACAACCGAUCUCUUCAAUUCUUGAUCUCGAACAAGUCCCUUGUUUUCUGAUGCGCAAGAUCAGGGGUACUGCUUGUUCUCUUAAAAGCAAGAGGCUUAUGGCUGCUAGAUCUGUGUUUUUACUCAAUUUAGAUCCUUCUAAUUCUCCUGUUUUAGAUCCUAGUAGUAAUGAUAUGGACCCCUGCAGGAAUACUCGUAGUGAAGGAUUUAGAGCGUGCCCUAGUCUAUGGAAGGGGAUGGAGCAGCAAACUCCAUAG
Molecule: messenger RNA, 426 nt
Organism: Dovyalis caffra
Lineage: Eukaryota; Viridiplantae; Streptophyta; Magnoliopsida; Malpighiales; Salicaceae
Source: the annotation of a GenBank genome assembly